AUGGUUCACUGUGCAGGCUGCAAAAGGCCAAUCUUGGACCGGUUUUUGUUGAAUGUGCUGGACAGGGCUUGGCAUGUGAAGUGUGUUCAGUGCUGUGAAUGUAAAUGCAAUUUGACAGAGAAAUGCUUUUCGCGAGAAGGCAAGCUUUACUGCAAAAACGACUUCUUUCGGUGUUUCGGGACCAAGUGCGCGGGCUGUGCCCAGGGGAUCUCCCCCAGCGACUUGGUCCGCAGGGCGCGGAGCAAAGUGUUCCACUUGAACUGUUUUACGUGUAUGAUGUGUAACAAGCAGCUCUCCACCGGCGAGGAGCUCUAUAUCAUAGACGAAAACAAGUUUGUCUGCAAAGAAGAUUACCUAAAUAACAGCAAUACUGCCAAAGAAAACAGCCUGCAUUCAGCCACCACCGGCAGUGACCCCAGCCUGUCCCCCGACUCCCAAGACCCUUCCCAGGACGACGCCAAGGACUCGGAAAGCGCCAACGUGUCCGACAAGGAGACGGGCAGCAACGAGAACGACGACCAGAACCUGGGGGCCAAGCGGCGGGGGCCGCGCACCACCAUCAAGGCCAAGCAGCUGGAGACGCUCAAAGCCGCCUUCGCCGCCACCCCCAAGCCCACGCGGCACAUCAGGGAGCAGCUGGCGCAGGAGACCGGCCUCAACAUGCGGGUCAUCCAGGUCUGGUUCCAGAACCGGCGCUCCAAGGAGCGGCGCAUGAAGCAGCUGAGCGCGCUGGGCGCCCGCCGGCACGCCUUCUUCCGCAGCCCGCGCAGGAUGAGGCCGCUCGUGGACCGCCUGGAGCCCGGGGAGCUCAUCCCCAACGGGCCCUUCUCCUUCUACGGAGAUUAUCAGAGCGAGUACUACGGCCCUGGAAGCAAUUACGAUUUCUUCCCGCAAGGACCUCCCUCGUCUCAAGCUCAGACGCCGGUGGAUCUCCCCUUCGUGCCCUCCUCGGGGCCAUCCGGCACCCCGCUGGGGGCAAUGGAUCACCCCCUGCCCGGACAUCACCCCUCCAGCGAGGCUCAGCGCUUCACUGACAUCAUGUCGCACCCGCCAGGAGACUCGCCCAGCCCCGAACCCAACCUGCCCGGGUCCUUGCACUCCAUGUCUGCAGAAGUUUUUGGCCCCAGUCCUCCAUUUUCCUCGAUAUCCGUCAACGGUGGUGCUAACUAUGGCAAUCACUUGUCACAUCCACCAGAAAUGAAUGAAGCGGCUGUGUGGUAG
Molecule: messenger RNA, 1221 nt
Organism: Rhea pennata
Lineage: Eukaryota; Metazoa; Chordata; Aves; Rheiformes; Rheidae
Gene: LHX1
Product: LIM homeobox 1
Exons: 5
Coding region: 1-1221 (406 amino acids)
Biological process (GO): regulation of transcription by RNA polymerase II; neuron differentiation
Cellular component (GO): nucleus
Molecular function (GO): DNA-binding transcription factor activity, RNA polymerase II-specific; zinc ion binding; RNA polymerase II transcription regulatory region sequence-specific DNA binding
Source: RefSeq, a predicted model, not a curated record